CAACAGGAAGUAACUUACACAUUGUACUGACGCAUUCCGGAGCUUUGCUACGUUUGGAAUUCUUUUCGAUGCCCCAAACACUAAAACCCCCAAUAAGUUCUUAUUUUUAUGUAGAAUUCCUAGGUAGAUUUCGAGAUCAUCAGCGAUGUCGCAGGCAACCAAACGCAAGCAUGUCGUCAAGGAAGUUCUUGGAGAUUACGUCACACCCAGUGAGAACCAGCAGAUCAUGAGAAUUUUGGGAACCAAUGGUAAUAAUCUCCAUGAGGCCGUGACCGAAAGCGGCGAGAGGUUUCUGCUCAGCAUGCCCACGAAGUUCCGCAAGAACAUCUGGAUCAAAAGAGGUGAUUUUGUGAUAAUAGAUCCUAUUGAGGAGGGUGACAAGGUGAAAGGAGAGAUCAGCUUCAUACUGUAUAGGGACCAUAUCCAGUACCUGAAGAAACUUGGCGUCUGGCCAAAAGGAUUCAUGACAGGUGGUGUGUCCGAGGAGAGGAAGGUAGGUCCAGAGAAAGAACAAAGCCAACAGCAGCAAGAGGAAGAAGAAGAGCGUGAUGGCAGCGACACCGACGAUGACCUUGAUCUUUUCGUUAACACAAACCGGGCCGCUGUUCUCUACAGCGAGAGUGACGAAGACUUGGACGAAGAGGAGGAGGAGGAGGAGCAGGAAGAGGAAAAUAAGUGAGCAGAGGACAUUUAGGUGGUGAAUUCUGCGCAUAUAAAUUAGGACUGACUUUUCUUCUGAAGAGGUUAAAACAAUUUGCUUUAAUUCACGUCCUUAAUUGAGAUCACUUAUUUAUCUGAGUAGACCUUAUUCAAAUAAGCCAAAAGCCAAGAAGAAAAUAUUUUAAACAAAACAGGAAAACAGCUUUGUGGUUGACCAUAGAUGACCAAGAGCAGGUUCCCUAGACCGAGAUUCAUCUUAAGCCUCGACUCAAAAAGUUUGAGUUCUGAAACCACCUGUGCUGAAGUUUCAUACAAGAUCAGGCCUAAUCCACAUCAGGGAAACCCACAGCUAUUUCUUUAUGCAUAUCAAAUUAUAGGUAAUUCAGUAACGUUUAUAUGGCUGAUUUGGGAAAAGCUGCCUCCCCUAAUGCUUUGAAGCAGAAGCAUUUUUAACCUCAGUGGGAUGAAUAAUGUAUUUUGAAGGUGAUUCUUUGUGUCAAAAAAAGCUUGUUUGUGUGAUUUUGUGUGUAUAUAUAGCAGUAAACCUUUUUUUAAAAAUAUAUGGCAAUAACAAUU
Electrophorus electricus (electric eel) is the source of this 1236-nucleotide messenger RNA. It is a transcript of the gene eif1ad, whose product is annotated as eukaryotic translation initiation factor 1A domain containing. Gene Ontology annotation, biological process: translational initiation. Lineage: Eukaryota; Metazoa; Chordata; Actinopteri; Gymnotiformes; Gymnotidae. Gene Ontology annotation, molecular function: translation initiation factor activity; RNA binding. The record is from RefSeq and is a predicted model, not a curated record. Gene Ontology annotation, cellular component: nucleus.